Molecule: messenger RNA, 2202 nt
Organism: Arctia plantaginis
Lineage: Eukaryota; Metazoa; Arthropoda; Insecta; Lepidoptera; Erebidae
Source: the annotation of a GenBank genome assembly
AUGGUCCAAUACAUGAAUAUAUACAACGAGGUAAUAGAAUGUGUGCAGAACAACCUUCAAGUGCAGAAAUCGGAGUUAAUGACCAACAUUGUGAACGCUAUUGCUUUUAGAAUACUAGAGCUCAAAAGGAAUUUAUGGGAGCUAGAAAGUAGUCCUUUCCACUACGUGGGCACAGCUUUAAUUGUGAAUAAACUCACAUACGAUCCUGAGAUGACAGCGGUGCCAAAAAUUAAAAGAUCGCCACUCGUAAAGGAAGCUAUGGAAUCAGCAUUUCAAAGGGUGAAAGAGAAAAAGGAGGCUCCAGAAGAACCUGAAGUUUUAGAGGAAGAAGAAAUAAGUGAUUUUACGAAACUAGAACAAAUGCGCAAAGAGUUUAUGUUAAAAUUUCGAGAAGAACAAGAGGAGCAAAAUGAAAAUGAUGUAGAAGAAAAUAUUUUGUCAGAAGAAGAACGUGUCAGAAUGGACCAUUUGAAUUUAAUAAAGGCACAUGAAAAACUCAGGCAAUUAACGAGAUCUGUAAAACUUGCGACGCUAAAAAGGGAAGCAUGGGCGAAAGAACUACUUGGUACGGCUGCACCUCCAGCCAGAUACGAACUAAGACAGAAGGCUGCUAGAUUUAUACAAAGAAUAAUCAGAGCAUAUUUCGAGAUAAAAAGAAACCAUAUUAAAGAAUGUAAACGAGAUCAGAUACUUGGAUUGGCAAUUUGUAAGCACCCUUCUGUAGAGAAGAACAUAAAAGUUGAACAGAAGCCGAACAACUAUGCGGAAUUGUACGAACAAUAUGAAAAGGAGUGUGCAUCACACAAAUCGAAAAUAACACAGCAAUAUAUGAUUAGAAAAGGCGAUGAACUAUCUGGUGACUUCCGUGAUCGUAUUAUGGCAUGGUUCUACGAAUGGUUUCAAUCCAUCUCAUUUAUCCACGAAAUUCCCAAAGACGGGUCUAUUGCUAUCUUCAGAGAAGAACUUCCAGAUCCUGAGGAUUGGCUUGAAGAAUACAAAGAAUAUCUAAGUAAAAAAAAAGAUAACGCAGGCAAAAAUCCUCAAGAGCUAAAGUAUGAAGAGCAACAAGCCAAGGUAUUACAGAGGCAAGAAAAAAAGCAAGAGAAAAUGCGUCAGAAGGCAGAAGCAGCACUGCUGAAGAAAAUGAUGAAAUUUCCAGGGAUGCAUCCAGGUUAUCAUUAUAAACAAUCGAAGAGAACUAGCGAACUGCUAGAGUUAAUACACAAUUACCACAAAUCUUGGGGCGACUAUGACUCUCAAGACCAUUUAGAAGCAAAACGCAAAUAUAUUAACGAGAUAAACGUACAAGAGGCACACAUGAAUGUGCAGCUCGAGAUAUUACAGAAAGUGGACGAGGAUAUGAAGUUGAUAUAUCUUAAACUAAAAAAUGCUCUACAAAAGGAUUAUAACAAUAUUGGCGAAGACAUGCCAGAACAGUUUGAAAAGACUAAACGCAAGAAGAAACAAAAGAAGUUAAAAGCGGUUCACAGCGAACGGAUUGCAGAUAAAUUAGAGACUUUGGCGAUGCAAGGUUUUGUUGUGGAUUAUCCUGAAACAAAGCUAGAGGAUUAUAUUGGAGAUCCUAAUUUUUGUGGAGAUGAUUGUCGUCGCUUGAUUGUGCCAACAUUUCCCCAAAGCUAUGAAGUAAGGUCAUACUGGUGGGAGAGAUGCCAGGAAGUAGCGAAGGGUUCCCAAAAAAUAUUGAUAAUUGGUCCUAAACUGAGUGGCAAAACUACAUUAGUGUAUGCCUUGGCUUCCAUGAACGGUGCCUGUUUAGAUCCAUGGUUAGCACGGAAUCGUGUGUUGGUGAAGCCUUUUCCAAAUAUUCUUCUUUUGCCGAGUCUAACGUAUUCUCUCACCGAGCUGCUAAUUAAAAACUGGAUGGACAGUUACCCCUCUAUUCCGUCCACCAUUAAUGUGACCAACUUAGCUCACAUGCUCGCAAAAUAUCAGAAACAUAGCUAUGGAUACCUUAAAAAAGCUUUAGUGGACUUUAUGACAGAUGAGAGACUUGACUACGAGCGCUACCUGAAAUGGUAUUUUGAGAAAACCCCAACAGGUAGAAAAGAGAAAGAACACUUUGAAGGCCAAUUACAUUUUAAGAAAAUCGUGGCAGAACUUGCAGCGAAAGAAGAAGCCAAAGGGAAGAAAUCAAAGAAAUCAGCGCCGAUUAGUGCUGCAUCCAGUAGAAGCGCUUUGUAA